CAAAGAUGGCCGACAUGUUAUCGAAAUGAACCUGAAUGUCCAAGUAAAGUGUGUCUAUUGACGAGUGUUUUAUUUUUGUGAGAUUUUAGAAACAUGCUUGAAUUAGAGGUCAUUCCAGAAAGAAGUCUAGGCAACGAACAAUGGGAGUUCGUGUUAGGAAUGCCACUAUGUCAAGCAGUCCACAUACUGCAAAGGUACUGCAGAGUGAUAAAAACUGUGCAGUUUGUCUACAGUGAGCAGGUAUAUGCACCACUUACGACAGAUAUAACUCUGAAUCUAACUAAUGAUGGGAUACGAUUGAUAUUCGAUCCAAAGUCACAGAGGCUGAAGAUUAUAGAAGUGGGAAGUCUUUCAAGGGUAAAAUUAAAAUAUUGUGGAAAGACCUUUGCCUCGCCACAAGUCCCUCCCACAAUAGAGCAGAUUGACCAAUCGUUUGGUGCGACACAUCCUGGUGUGUAUGAUGCUGCGCUACAGCUGUUUGUGCUUAACUUCAGGGGCCUGUCCUUCUCAUUCCCCAUAGAGAGCAAGUUUCAGCCAAAGUAUGCACAUGGGCUUGGAUCGUUGCAAUUCCCAAAUGGAGCUCCACCGAUAGUUUCCAAGAUGUGUAUCUAUGGUGGCAAUAGUCUGCCCGAUGCAAGGGCGCCACCUGUACCAGUGAGCUGUUUCUAUGGCAGUCUUCACCUCGACCAUCUAGAAGUGCUCAGAGACAGCCAGUCUGGGAUGAGCACAGGCCUGAGGCUGACACUGAUGUCAGAGGCGUCGGGAGUCGUCAAGAUAUCGGAGCUGAGGAAGCACACGGUCGAGUGUACGGCGAUGUUCGGCAGCAGCUGUGAGGACAUCCUCGCCACUCUCGGCUGCCCCAGCAAGGUCUUCUACAAGGCCGAGGACAAGAUGAAGAUACACAGUCCCGGCGCACACAGGCUCGUGCGCUCGCGCAACUCCGACUACUUCUACAACUACUUUACGCUCGGCAUCGACGUCCUCUUCGACGCUAAAACACACACGGUGAAGAAGUUUGUCUUGCAUUCGAACUUUCCUGGUCACUACAACUUCAAUCAAUACAUGAGGUGCGACUUCAGGAUACCUGUGCUCGGGGACAAGGAACUUACACCGUUCAGGGAGGCGUUACAGGGAUGCUCUCACGCUAACGACAACCUCUACAUCACGACCCUGUCCACAUGGAACAGCGUGCAGGACCUGCUGAACAAGCCUUCGGAGAAGCCUGUCGUGCUAAACAGGUCCUCUUCGACGAACACCACAAACCCGUUCGGCUCCACCUUCUGCUACGGCUACCACAACCUUAUAUUCGAGGUGAUGCCUAACAACCACAUUGCGUCUGUGACACUCUACCAACCGACUGGCGUUCACCUGAAGAGCUAGCACCCACUAUGGUAUUGCGUGGAACCGGGACCAUGGUUGCCGUCAUCCGGCAGCUAGUGAUGGCGAAGAGGUUACGAGAGGCUGCGCACUCGGAUGUGGCGGCGGCUAACGGGGGCUUUUCCCGUCGGCCAGGAGACCGGUGCUGUAGGAUUUGUUUUCCAGCCGCGUCUCUGCAGAGCUAGGUUUCAUCAGGGUGAAAACUGUACAUGGUGAAGCCAUCUAUUCAUUCGUGAGUGCCUCGCCAUCUUCGCUCAGCACCACGUCGCUAGAUUCAGGGUAAAAAUUCUUUGCGAUAGCGGUCGCUGAAUGAUCGAUAGUUAUACGUUAUCUAAAGUCUGCGCUUACAGUAGGGGUCCCGUAUCGUUACACGUAAGAACACUUGCACGUGCAUUAAUAAGGUGGACUUAUUAUAAUGAAAAGCAAUAUAUAACAAAUGGGAGAAGUGCUAUAAGAAGACGUGAUGAGAAAAGGAUUUUCUGCGCCAAAGUUCCUGGCGAUAUGUGGGAAAUUUAUGUUGGGCAAGACUAAUACACGCACAGCCUGAUUCCAGAACUUGGGAAGAAGCAUUUAGUAGGACAAUUUAAACAUUUGAGCACUGGUGGCUCUAGUCAAAUAUUAAUUCUGGCCAAUUGCGUUAUACAUGUUAUAGGUAAUUUUCCAGGUUGAAGAUGAAAGGAUAAAAGGUACCAAAGAAUAUUUGAAGUGAAAGGCAGUUAGAAUUAAAUGUGGAAAGGUACCAAAAACCGUUGAAGUGGGAGGUGACUACUACGAUAGAGAUUGUAUGUAGAGUAACGCAUAAAUCAGCAUGACAAAGACGCAAUUACUAGUUUGUGAUGCCAACGCAUAGUGGCCUAGUAUCUCGCAAAUAAGAUUGUAAAAUGUAAACGGGAUGACAAUCUGAACGUAUCUAUAUUCGGCACCAAUAGCUGUCUGGAAUAUCUAAUUAGUAAUAUCGAAUGGUUACUCUAUAAUACGAUGUACGAAGCGUGCUGUGUAUGUUUGUAGUGAACAGUUGUAAUGCUGAUUACUGCGUCUCUUUCUUUAUAUAUGGUGUGGUGCUGUCUAAACAAAUCUAAAGUAAAAUGUGAUGCCUAUAUAUCAGGAAAGAAUUGGUUAGAUGAGUUGAUGCUUUAUAAUCGAGUACACUGCUUCUAUUUCAGAUAACAGUGUUGCAGGUUAUUUUCUGCAAGGCUGAUAUGUUUAUAUAGCACAACUAGAUUCUAACUACAUAAUGAUUGACUGUGGUUAAACGAAGCAUCUAGGGAUAUUGUAAAAGUGUCCCAUCGUGGGUAUAUUAUAUUGUAUAUUGUGUUCUUGCAGAGGCUAUAAUUCAGUCGAAUUAUUGUUAUUAUUGCUUCCAAAUAAUGCUGACGUGUGUACUAAUUCGUCUUUCAACUACCAUAGACUUUAUGGUAUUAGGCAAGUUACUGCCACAUAUGCUUGUAGGGGUGGUGAUGGCGGUUAGCACCCCCAGGCAGCACAAAUCUACGCGAGGGUACAGUUUUACAUCUAGCGUGAAUGAACAGGUUUCAGAUUGUGUAAAUUUUGUAGUAAAAAUCCAAUUUAUAUAAACCAUUGUACGUGUGUUGACAGGUAUACAUUUUCUAGUAUUUAGGAUGAUGACGCAUCGCAUGUUAACAGGAUGUACGUAUUCUUGUCCGUUGCUUAUUUUUCUUGGAGAUAUUUGUAUAUAAAUAUUUGGAAUGUGAUUGUGAUAAUACAACCAACUUUAGUGCAAUUCGGUUGGCCCCAGUCCAACGGUUCUACUCGUGUCCCGUAGUGGCUGCUUAACUCACUGGUAAACCCCACAUACACGUUCAUCCACACUUGUAUGUACCCGUGUACGUAGCGCCACCUAUGUUAACCCGCAUACCACGCUUCACCUAUUCGCACGUGUUUGCAUCUUUGGAGCUUUUAUUUGUGUGUAACUGUGUAGCCUAAUAGCUGCAGCGGCUUCUACCUGUAGAGCUAAUUAAUGCUCACCUGCAUAAUCUGUAUGGGUCCAGCGAGAAAUCCUACCUAUGCGCACCUGCGUGGCCUUACCCUUGUUAUCUGCAUGGCUUCAUUUGCAUAGCCUAUACCUAUGCAUACCUGUGUGUACCUGUCUCACUGAGAUGGCUUCACGUGAUUUGAAGGUUUCGGUGUUGCCGAUGGUUUUCGUAAUUCAAUUCGCCUGUCUUUAUUUACGUUCAUCACAACUCGCCCAGUCGGUAGUUUAUCGGAAUUUUUCUAUAAAUUAUCAUUCUAUUCAAUAGAUUCCGCCUGUUUAGAACGUAAAUCUAAUCUAAUUUAAAUAAUCCAACUAUUGGAUCAUUAACACAUUAGAAGUUUUUAAUCGUUCCGAACUGUAGCGUUGGAGUUCAUCAAAAUCGGUAUAUAAGUAGAGUUUUUUUUGUGCUAGUAUAGUUCUAGUAUCCUUUAAUAUUUCCAACGUUUUAGAAGUCUAUUUGAAAGUUCGGUUAUUCUGAUUUCACACUGCAUGAGUAACCGCUCCCAGCGCUGCACUACACCGCAAACACCGGUACGUGGCAUCGGUGACCUCCCAUCCGCACUCACACGAUCUCAUCGCCCUCCAUCUCAUCCAUGCCACCUCUAGCUCUACUAAUACCACGUGGAACCAAAUGAGACAAAGUUAGAAAAUCUUAUGAAUGCUGGUUAGUGGUGAUGAGAUAUAGCGGUGUAUUCCUACUAUGUGUUGUUCUAAGCGGGCGGUUGUCGGUAGCUCUGUGUAUCGCGUCUGAAUGUGUCUCCUACACUCGCUGCCUACAUAUCAGCAACCUAUUUUGUAAGUGUGACCAAUAUAAGUGUGAAGACGCUUCGUUGUCGUUUUAUUUACGUGAUCUAGCCGUUCCUGCGUGUUGAUAUAGGCAUUGCUUGUGAUGAUACGGAACGUACCGUUUGUUCUAGUUACAUGGGGGUCUGGUGAUUGGUUAUAUUAUGAUUAUAAAGGUUAUGUGCGCGAAGGCUGCUGCUGUGUACGGUAGCUUCAGCAUAGACGGUUUCGUGGAAUGUCAUUUGCAACAGAUACGUUACAUUUUGGUUUUGCGUGGCGUGCGUACGCGUGUGCCUGCCUGCGUGCGCGUUUCGCUUCCGUGGUAUGGGUUUAGUUUGUGGCAGGACCACGAUGUAGCAAUGUUAUGCGAUGUCGAAAAUGAUACGUGGCUUCAAAGUAUUUUGCGGUGUUACUCAGCGACGUGACUGAGUGACUGUCCAGCGUGUCUUCGUCCAUGAGAUGGCGGUCUCUCUCAGGAAAGGCUCUAUAUGUCGCACGGCUAUUGAAUAUUAAAGAUUAGCGCGAUAGGCGCGAUGCUGGCGGUAGGAGGGCGUCUGAACGGGUGCGUGCUGCCCCCUCGCGAACAAUAAUUAAAAUACGUGCGAAGUACGAGUGAGGGUGUUACGCUCACCUGCUGGGAUUGUUGUAGUUGUUGGUGUUAGUGGUGAUGAUGAGGAUGUGUUGGUGGUGGUGUUAAGGAUGUUGAUAAUGCUGAGAAUGCGGUUAGUGGUAGUGAUGGAGAGAUGGUGGAGGUGGUGGUAUAGUGUGGGUGGUGUUAAGGAUGUUGAUAAUGCUGAGAAUGCGGUUAGUGGUAGUGAUGGAGAGAUGGUGGAGGUGGUGGUAGUGUGGGUGGUGUUGGUAGUGCUAGGGUGAUGUUAUUGUAACGCGUUGAACAUUGUACGAUAUAAUCUUGACGCGGUUUGGCUGUUGGCGUUGCCUGCAUGGAUUGCCUUAGAGUUGCCGCUGAAUAUUAUUUUAGUGAGAUAGCGCAAAGCCGAGUUAAAACAAUUACUCAUUUUAAAUAGGAAAGCCGUUGUUAAUAUAUUAUUCCGUAUCGUUUUUAAUACCAUUUCACUCGCUGCUUGUUUGCAUUCGUACUUUUUUUGUUAUUUGUAGAUAAGAAGCAUCAGCUGUAUAUACCAAUUAAAACAGGAAAAUGUUGUUUUGACACGCAGUACGUGAAAGUGGACAUGGUAUUACGAUUGGCCAGUAUUGUACGCACAUGCUCAUGGGAUGUGUGCAGUUCGGCAACCCACGUAACCUAAUGCCCGCGUUUCUUAUGGAAAGCUGUAUAUUCGACAACGGGUCGAAUAGUUUAACUUUACUUGCGUCAGAAAUGUUUUUCCCGAUUACUGUAUGACGACGUCUGUACGUCCGUAAGUCUGCCAGCGCAGUCCGUAUCGUGUUUUCUCUUUCUGUCUACUAUAAGCACAUACACUACCUUGUUAGUAAACUCGACCAUUUUGUAUUUCUCGACAUCCUCAUUCUGCAGUUCGCGUGAGUUGGGGGCACGUGACCGCACUCCUUCUCCUUGAUUCGUCGGAUCUUGGUCGGAUCCGUUUAACUAAAAAGCGUAUUAAGUAAUAAUUAAUACGCUCUUGGUUUAAUACACUAAUAAUGACAUUUCUGACAGUAAGCACGUUAUCUGUCGUGGACCCACGGCUCGACCGUUCUUACGUAAAUUUGGACGUAAAUUCUUACGUCCGUGGAGCAGAGCGGCCAGCCACACCUUGAAGUGACCACGUCUCCUUAACUUUGCUUCGGCGGUGAAGAUCAAAUGUAAAGGCUUCGGUUAUCGAGAUCCUAUAGUACUGGACCGUAUUUUUUCUCGUACAGGAAGAGGAUAUCUGUUAGGUUUUUUAUUAUAUGCGUUGGGGUUGCGUUCAGCUUUAGAGGGAGCCCACACGUCUCCUCAACUGAUUCCAUAAUCUCAAAAGCUCACUCGUAUGUUUGUAUGUACUUGAAUAUAAUGAUUGAAUCUUUAUAUAUAACCAGUAAUAAACGUUUCUAAAUUAUCCGUACA
Messenger RNA from Priapulus caudatus, 6176 nucleotides. RefSeq names its product UPF0183 protein C16orf70 homolog. Gene Ontology annotation, cellular component: trans-Golgi network. NCBI's taxonomy places the organism in Eukaryota, Metazoa, Priapulida, Priapulimorpha, Priapulimorphida, Priapulidae. Gene Ontology annotation, biological process: Golgi to plasma membrane protein transport. The transcript is spliced from 12 exons. The record is from RefSeq and is a predicted model, not a curated record. Bases 94 to 1380 code for a protein of 428 amino acids.